AUGUCCAAUCCAAGCGGUAACGGCCAUGUCCAAGUCCAGAACACCACCACCAAGAUCGACAAGCGGGAUUUCGACGCCCAUCGGCCGCUUCUGGCCGGCGAGGAGGCGGGUGACGCACAUGGACGCGUCGGUCGUGGACGUGGACGUGCCCUGUCCGGAUCAAGGGCAGACGGAAGCGGCGGCGAUGAUGAUGAUGGUCGCAGUGACGGUCUUCUGAGCGACGUGGUGGAGGAGAUUGUGGAGCGGGAUCGGAGAAGAUUGAAGAAGGAGAUUGUGAGGUUUUUCAGCUUUGUCUGGGGUGUUGUUAGCUGUCUCGGUGCUGGGAGUAUCACCGCCUUCUCGCUUUACGGCCCUUUGCUGCUUACCCGGCUACACUAUACCCAAGACCGAGUCAAUGCUGUCGCGGUCGCCGCCGAGAUCGCCAUGUACCUGCCCGUCUCAAUUUUCGGAUACCUGUGUGAUCGCUACUCGCCGUCUCCGGUGUCGUGUCUAGCCGGAAUCCUCUUUGGAGCAGGCUAUUUUCUAGCCGCCUUUUCGUACAAGAGCGGUCCGCCGGUCGACGCGGGCGGGACCGGGUGGCCGUUUUGGGUCAUGGUUGUGGCCUUCGUCCUCGUGGGUGCUGGCACCUGCUGCAUGUACGGGGCUGCGGUGACGACGUGCGCGAAGAACUUUGGCCGAGGGAAACACAAGGGCAUCAUGCUGGCCGUUCCGAUUGCGGCGUUCGGCCUCAGCGGCAUGUGGCAGAGCCAGGUCGGGACGUAUCUCCUGUGCGAGAGACUAGAGGACGGCUCCUGCGGCGACGUGGACGUGUUUCGGUACUUUGUGUUCCUGGCGCUGUUGCUUCUCUGCCUCGGCCUCGGAGGCACGUUCGCGUUGAGGAUCGUCGACGGCGAAGAGGAGGAGAAGUACAUCAACGAGGCCGUCUCUGAGCUGGAGCGGAGCGGUAUUCUCGGCGAGAACGACUUCUUCCGCCCCCGGGAGGAGGUCCGGGCUGCAUAUGGCACAUUUCAGCAAGAACAACAAGAACAUGAUGGGGCAGAAGGGGAUGAGCAGCAGCAGUCGCUGACGCUAUCGGACGAAGAGCGCGAGGAGCGACGACGCCAGAAGCAACGGGAGGAAGAGGAGCGCAGGAAGAAGAACUGGCUUCUGAACCAGGAGACGCGACUCUUUCUGAAGGACCAUACCAUGUGGUGGCUCGCAGCGGGUUUCUUCUUCGUUACAGGGCCUGGAGAGGCAUAUUUCAACAAUCUAGGGACUAUUAUCCGAACCCUGACGCCCGUUUCGUCCCCUCUCCAUGCUCCACCGCCAGCAGGCCUGCCCUCGACGCACGUCAGCACCAUCGCCCUGACAUCGACCGUCGCACGGCUCCUGACGGGGUCUAUCACGGACAUGUUCGCCCCUCCAGCAACACACCUCUGGAUCUACAGCCUGGACAACCCUAACCGACAACCGAUCCCGCGCCAGGACGGGCCGACCUUCUCGCGCCUCGCCUUCCUCCUACCUUGCGCAUUCAUCCUCUCCCUCGGCUUCCUGCUACUUGCCAUCCCCCAGCUAACCCUGCACCACCCGCAGCUGCUGCACGCCACGAGCGCGCUCGUCGGCUUCGGCUACGGCGCCUCCUUCGCGCUCAUGCCCAUCAUCAUCUCCGUCGUCUGGGGCGUCGAGAACUUCGGCACAAACUGGGGUCUUGUCGCCAUGGUUCCUGCUGCCGGAGCCGCGGUGUGGGGGACCGUCUAUUCGCGCGGCUACCAGAAUGGUAUCGACGCCGGGAGUGGCGGCGGCGGCGGCGGUGGUGGUGCUGACAGGCAGCAAGGCCAGUGCUUCGGAUGGCAAUGCUACGGGUUCUGGGCCAUUGGGUGCACGCUGAGCGUGUGGGCGGCCAUGAUUGUGUGGACGCUUGCCUGGAGAGGAUGGAGGAGGAGAGGUGUUGUAGUUUAG
Rasamsonia emersonii CBS 393.64 is the source of this 1938-nucleotide messenger RNA. Its product is annotated as MFS monocarboxylic acid transporter. Gene Ontology annotation, molecular function: transmembrane transporter activity. The record is from RefSeq and is a predicted model, not a curated record. Gene Ontology annotation, cellular component: membrane. NCBI's taxonomy places the organism in Eukaryota, Fungi, Ascomycota, Eurotiomycetes, Eurotiales, Trichocomaceae. Gene Ontology annotation, biological process: transmembrane transport. The transcript has 3 exons. The coding region runs from base 1 to 1938 and encodes 645 amino acids.